AAACCUGCACCGAGUCCCGAUGGUGUGAGCGCGGGAGUGGGGGAAGCCCAGCAAAUUCAGUGGCAAUCUGGGGUACAAUCCAUUUGCUCUUUCCCCCUCCCUCGACCCCCAUUCAUCUCCGUCCUCCUCGCCCUCCUCCCUCUUCGCCAAAUCUCCCUUCCCUCCCCAAACUCCACCGCACGGAGCUGAAGAUCAAGGCUGGUGGAUUUAUCAACAUUUUACCUCCACCCCCACCCCCUUUUCCAGAUGCACCUCCCCGCUCUCCCUGACAGCUGCAAAAGGGAGCACAGGUUUUGUAGCGAGCGAGGCAACUUGGACUGACAUGCAAAGGCGAACCCCCCCGUACCCGCACACACCGUCGGUGAAUCACCGGGAGAUGCGAUGAGCUCCCUUUAGGAACCGGAAGGAUUUGUGUUGGGGAGGCAGUGAAGCCCCCCCUCCCCAUCCCCCAGCUCGACCCUCCAAAAAAAAGUCAGGAAAGCCGCCAGAAAGGGUUCUUGGCCUUUUUGGAUCUACACAGUGGAAGUUGCAUCUUGUGUAUGGCGUGGUUAAGCUUGCAGCCUGUCACCUCGGCCUUCCUCCAUUUUGGGCUGGUUACUUUUGUGCUGUUUUUGCAUGGUUUGCAGGUGGAUGCUGGCCUGACGGGAGACUCAACCAGUACAGUACAAAACAGCUCGUGUUCAGGAUCUUUUGACUGCAAGGAGGGUGUUAUCCUGCCAAUAUGGUACCCAGAAAACCCAUCCCUUGGGGACAAAAUUGCCCGUGUUAUCGUAUACUUUGUAGCACUGAUCUACAUGUUCCUUGGAGUCUCCAUCAUUGCAGAUCGUUUCAUGGCAUCUAUAGAGGUCAUUACAUCACAGGAGAAAGAAAUAACAAUUAAGAAACCCAAUGGAGAGACCACAACGACAACCAUUCGGAUUUGGAAUGAAACUGUUUCCAACUUGACCCUCAUGGCUCUGGGUUCCUCUGCUCCUGAGAUCCUCUUGUCUCUGAUAGAAGUGUGUGGGCAUGGAUUCAUAGCUGGAGACCUGGGGCCAUCUACAAUUGUUGGCAGCGCUGCUUUCAAUAUGUUUAUCAUCAUUGCCAUCUGUGUCUAUGUGAUCCCUGAUGGGGAAACCAGGAAGAUAAAACACCUGAGGGUUUUCUUUGUCACAGCUGCAUGGAGCAUCUUUGCUUACAUCUGGUUGUACAUGAUCCUUGCUGUCUUCUCUCCAGGUGUGGUUCAGGUUUGGGAAGGCCUGCUCACACUGUUCUUCUUUCCACUUUGUGUCGUUCUGGCUUGGAUAGCAGAUAGACGUCUGCUUUUCUAUAAGUAUAUGCACAAAAAGUACCGUACUGAUAAGCACAGGGGCAUUAUCAUAGAAUCAGAAGGUGAUCACCCUAAGGGAAUUGAGAUGGAUGGCAAGAUGAUGAACUCUCACUUUCUAGAUGGGAACUUAGUGACUGUGGAGGGGAAGGAGGUAGAUGAAUCUCGCAAAGAGAUGAUCCGAAUCCUAAAGGACCUGAAGCAAAAGCACCCAGAAAAGGACUUGGACCAGCUGGUGGAGAUGGCCAACUACUAUGCCUUGUCUCACCAGCAGAAGAGCAGAGCCUUUUAUCGAAUUCAAGCAACCAGAAUGAUGACAGGAGCUGGCAAUAUUCUGAAAAAGCACGCAGCUGAGCAAGCCAAGAGAACCACUAGCUUGCAUGAAGUACGGCCAGAAGAACCUGAGGAAUUCAUCUCCAAAAUUUAUUUUGAUCCAUGUUCCUACCAGUGUCUCGAGAACUGUGGUGCUGUUCUCCUGACAGUGGUGCGGAAAGGAGGGGACAUGUCCAAGACCAUCUAUGUGGACUAUAAAACAGAGGAUGGCUCUGCCAAUGCUGGUGCUGACUAUGAGUUCACAGAGGGGACUGUCGUCUUGAAAUCUGGGGAGACCCAGAAGGAGUUCUCGGUGGGAAUUAUUGAUGAUGACAUAUUUGAGGAAGAUGAGCAUUUCUUUGUGCGGCUCAGUAAUCUCCGUGUGGUGGAGAGUGAGGAGCCUCCAGAGCUCAAUAACUCCCCUUACCCAAAGGCCAUGUUGGCUUCUCCUUGUGUGGCCACAGUGACUAUCCUGGACGAUGACCACGCUGGCAUCUUCACAUUUGAGUGUGACAUUAUACAUGUCAGUGAGAGCAUUGGUGUGAUGGAAGUCAAAGUCCUAAGGACAUCAGGUGCACGGGGUACAGUCAUAGUGCCAUUUAGGACAGUAGAAGGGACAGCGAAAGGAGGUGGAGAGGACUUUGAAGACACUUACGGGGAGUUGGAGUUCAAGAAUGAUGAAACUGUCAAAACAGUUCACAUCAAGGUAAUUGAUGAUGAGGAGUAUGAAAAAACCAAGAAUUUCUUCAUUGAGCUGAUGAGCCCCCGCAUGGUGGAUAUGAGUUUACAGAAAGCCCUACUGCUCACACAAGAGGUAGCUGAGAGGAAGAUGACAGUUGAAGAGGAGGAAGCCAAGAGAAUUGCAGAGAUGGGCAAACCAAUACUCGGCGAGCACCCCAAACUGGAAGUCAUCAUUGAGGAGUCCUAUGAGUUCAAGAGUACCGUGGACAAGCUGAUUAGGAAGACAAACCUGGCUUUGGUUGUAGGGACACAUUCCUGGAGGGACCAGUUCAUGGAGGCCAUUACUGUGAGCGCAGCAGGCGAUGAGGACGAGGAUGAGUCUGGUGAGGAGCGCCUGCCAUCCUGCUUUGACUACGUGAUGCACUUCCUGACAGUCUUCUGGAAGGUGCUGUUUGCCUGUGUGCCCCCCACCGAGUACUGCAAUGGCUGGGCCUGCUUCGUCGUCUCCAUCCUCAUCAUUGGCAUGCUCACAGCCGUCAUCGGCGACCUCGCCUCCCACUUCGGCUGCACCAUUGGCCUCAAGGACUCUGUGACUGCUGUUGUCUUCGUCGCCUUCGGCACUUCUGUACCAGACACCUUCGCCAGCAAAGCCGCAGCCAUCCAGGACAUGUACGCUGAUGCCUCCAUCACCAACGUCACAGGCAGCAACGCUGUCAAUGUCUUCCUGGGCAUCGGGCUGGCGUGGUCAGUGGCAGCGAUCUACUGGGCGUCGCAGGGGCAGGAGUUCCAGGUGUCAGCGGGCACCCUGGCAUUCUCCGUCACCCUCUUCACCAUCUUCGCCUUCAUCUGCAUCAGCGUCCUCCUCUACCGCCGGCGACCCCACCUUGGGGGGGAGCUGGGUGGCCCCCGAGGGUGCAAAGUGGCCACAACAUUGCUCUUCGUCAGCCUCUGGCUGCUUUACAUCCUCUUUGCCACCCUGGAGGCCUAUUGCUACAUCAAGGGGUUUUAGGUGGUGGAGGGACGGUGCUGCCGGGGGAGGGAUCCUCUCCUCCGUUACCUCACCGGACACCAGUCCUGGAAGCACGGUUUCACUGGAGGGUACAGCUGUCUGUCAGGGGCUGCCACUGCCCAGAUGGUCAGACAGCUGCGUGCCAAGAAGGGCAAAACCAUCACAGAGUGAAAAAACAAAGAGACAAAACCCAUCCAAAAAUGGUACAAAAGAAAGCAACAAUGGCAAGUGUUGAAAUAAAACACAAUAAACCCAG
Messenger RNA from Vidua chalybeata, 3564 nucleotides. RefSeq names its product solute carrier family 8 member A3 (gene SLC8A3). The transcript has 8 exons. Gene Ontology annotation, biological process: sodium ion transmembrane transport; calcium ion import across plasma membrane; cell communication. Lineage: Eukaryota; Metazoa; Chordata; Aves; Passeriformes; Viduidae. The record is from RefSeq and is a predicted model, not a curated record. Gene Ontology annotation, molecular function: calcium:sodium antiporter activity. Gene Ontology annotation, cellular component: postsynapse; sarcolemma; axon. The coding region runs from base 540 to 3308 and encodes 922 amino acids.